GCCGCCGUCCUCCGCGUAGCUUGAGGAGCUGCCAGUGUGUCAUCGAAAUAAGGGCUCCUUUCUUUUUUGUCGGCCUUAGUUGGUUUAGUUGUGCGGUGGGCAAGUGCAGCACCAAAUUGUCGUCUGAUUACGACUACGACGAACUUCCCGUGAUUCGCAUUUUCGAGGCUGUACCGAGUUCCAAUAUCUAUACGAGCAGUGCUGACGUGACGCACUGCAAUCAAUCUUAGGUGUGUUCGGUAGCGGGGAUAGUUAGUUGUGUCCACAAGGUGCUUGAGUAAAGUGAGUGAAAAUAGCAGACACCGCGAAAUCGAAAGAUAAGAAAUCAGCCAGAUAAGUCCCCACGAGCAGCUGAUUUACCGAGCGAAGGCAAGAUGGGUCUGAAAGAGUGCACUAUCGAACUUGAUAAUCCGUACAACACGUACUACGCCGGGCAGACGGUGAAUGGCAAGGUUACAUUUACUUUCGACACCACGAAGAAAGUAAGAGGUAUUGUGAUAAAAUUCACCGGUGAAGCCGAAACCAAGUGGAGCCAGACGGAAACGAAAACCGACCAGAAUGGCAAGACGUACGAGUCAACGACAAACCUCACCGGCCAGGAGGAGUACUUCCAGAUCCAGUACUAUCUGCUGGGGGGCAAGAACGCGGCCGAGAUGGAGCUGAAGCCCGGUACGCACAGCUACCCGUUCACUUGCGCCCUUCCCCCGACGCUACCCUCGUCGUUCGAGGGAGAAUGGGGCUUCGUGCGGUACACCGUCAAGGUGACGCUAGACCGCCCGUGGAAGUUCGAUCAGGACAUCAAGAUGGCGUUCACCGUCAUUUCGCCGGUCGAUUUGAAUCUGAAUCCACGCGUCAAGGAACCGUUCAAGUUGGAACUGGAGAAGACGUUCUGCUGCUUCUGCUGUGCUUCCGGACCGCUCAGCGUGAUCGUGCACAUCCCGGUAACCGGGUUCGUGUCCGGCCAGACGGUUCCCGUGACGGUUGAGUGCGAUAACGCGAGCAACGUUGGUGUGGACCAGAUUACACUCAGCUUGCGCAAACUUCUUGCGUUCCACGUGCACACGCCGCGUCGUGAAACCAAGCGCAAGAAGGAAGUCGUCACCUCGAUCUCGAUGGGACCGAUCCAGGCGGGCAAUAGCCAGACCUGGCAGCAGAACAUCCAGAUACCGCCACUACCCCCAUCGAAUCUGGUCAACUGCGGCAUCAUCGAUGUCGACUACGACGUCAAGGUGGUCGCGGAAGUUUCCGGAUUGCACGCCGAUCUCGACGGUAACAUUCCGAUCGUGCUCGGAACGGUGCCACUCGAGUCGUUCCAGCCACCGCCGCCCUACACGGACAAUCCGCCGGUCGUGCAAAGUGUGAUUACUGCUGCCGAAACCGAUCCUUCAAUGCUACCGACGCAACCGGUCAGCCCGGCCAGUCCACCGUAUCGUGGAGCGGGUGCUGGUGGAGCGCUUGGUUGGAGUGUAGGCGACGGUGCCGUCUACCCGAAUAUACCUCCACCGACGUUCGCAGAAACUGCCUACCGGGCACCAACCAUUUCUGGCAAGAAUGACUCCGAGCACACGCGUCUCGUCGGCGGGGCAGAGUAUGCACCGCGGUAUCCGACGUACGCGUUCAAUCCGACCGCUCCGCCACUGCCAAACUAUUGAUAGCGAUCCACCCGCGUUACAAUGACCGACCCUCGAAAAGGACCCAAAAGGUGGUGGAUUACCGCAUCCUUAUUUCGUGCUUCUCGAAUAUUACAAACGCUUUUUGUAUUCACUCUCGCGUAGUAUAACCCUAUUCAUGUAAUCCAAAAACCUUUUCACGGUGAUUUUCCCUCACACGAUACGAUCGUUUUCAUGAAUAUUAAAAUGAUGUAAGUUUGUGUUUGAGUUGGCAGUUUCGGAAAUCAACUAUUGAACUACGUUAAAUGUGUUGCUAAUCCUUAACUGCCAGCUACAUUUGUUUGAUAAAAUCCAUCGGGAGAGCGAACGGAAGGAAACUCACUUAGUAAGCUAAGCAAGGGGAUACGAAAAAACAUGAAGAUACUGAAUUAACCGCUCGCACUUGCACCUCGGCACAACGUCGUUACCUUCUACGCUUCGAGACAAUUAUGUUGCACAAAAACCAUAGUUUAGGAGUGCUAUUGAAAGCCAUUUCAAACGUUCAUUACCUCAGAAAAGGGCAUAGUAAGGAGAUGUUUGCUGACAUUGCUUAGUUUUUCUUUUGUUCCCAUCUUUCUCUACAAUUUAUGGUGGUUUGAUGCAUCAUCAUACUCUUAUACAUCACACCUAAGGCCGAUAUUAUUAAACAUACUGGCGUCGAAAGAAGUCGGCAUAAUUUUCCUCAAACUUUACAUGCAUUAAAUGCCAUUUUAUCGAAUGCACGCGAAAACUGUGAACGAAAAGGCACUAAAAAGGAAGUAAAAAAAAGUGUAGUAGUAUUAGAUUGCAGUUGCCAAACAGCAAACAAACCCUAGAAGCGUAUCGGCAUGUGAUGCCGACUCGCGGGAGAAAAAAAGCACGGAAACCGUUUGCAGAAACAGUGCCUAGAAGUUUUUUAAAAAUAUUCCCUAGAA
Molecule: messenger RNA, 2563 nt
Organism: Anopheles coustani
Lineage: Eukaryota; Metazoa; Arthropoda; Insecta; Diptera; Culicidae
Product: arrestin domain-containing protein 17-like
Exons: 3
Coding region: 375-1652 (425 amino acids)
Biological process (GO): protein transport
Cellular component (GO): cytoplasm
Source: RefSeq, a predicted model, not a curated record